ACGUGUGGGACAGGACCCCGAGUGGACGUGUGGGGCAGGACCCCGAGUGGAUGUGUGGGACAGGACCCCGAGUGGAGGUGUGGACCCCGAGUGGAGGUGUGGGACAGGACCCCGAGUGGACGUGUGGGACAGGACCCCGAGUGGAUGUGUGGGACAGGACCCCGAGUGGACGUGUGGACCCCAAGUGGAGGUGUGGGAUAGGACCCCGAGUGGAGGUGUGGGACAGGACCCCGGGUGGACGUGUGGACCCCGAGUGGAGGUGUGGGACAGGACCCCGAGUGGAGGUGUGGAUCCCGAGUGGACGUGUGGGACAGGACCCCGAGUGGAGGUGUGGACCCCGAGUGGACAAGUGGGACAGGACCCCGAGUAGGUGUCUGCAUUGUUCACCCCAUGCCUUACCUUGGCCAGUGUGCACUCAGACUUCAAUUCUCUGGGUCAAUGUUUAGGCCAAGAAGCUGCCGUGUGGCCACAUUUUGGAGGUUCCGGAAGAUGAACAAAACCUGUUCAGUAGUCUAAUAAUGGUUUUUUAUUUCUCUGUCUUUGGAAUGUUACCCAGUUAAGAUGGAGCAAGAAGCAGAUUCAGCUGUCCUUUCUCUAAGAUGGGCUUACCUUGCAGGACUGCCAGUCUGGUGGACACUCUGCAGGUAUGUCUCUGCAGGCUUGGGAGUGGGAAGAAGAUGAGGAUCAGGGAAGCAUGGAACCCAUCUCUCCUCUGGCAAGUUUUUACAAGUCUCUGAGUGACUGCGAUGUGGAAGAAUACCUCAGGGCCAAGGCCAGAGCCCAGGAGUCAGAUUCUGAUGACCACUUCAGUAUGGACUCCUCAUUCAAGACCGCCAGCACCUUUGACUCAGACGCACCCCAGGUCGUCCCCUGCAAAUUCGUUAUUUCGCUUGCUUUCCCAGCAAAUGCAGGUCAAAAAGGAAAAUACACAAAUUUUACUGAUAAACAUAAGAAACACUCUAAACCGGACAAUCGUACUACAAAAGCUCGCCGUUUCUAUCACAUUGAGUAUGUCUUCCUGCCCGAUGAUGGAGAACCAAAAAAAGUUGAUGUAGUGGUAUUUCCAGGAGUUGCCAAAGUGUUCCUGGAGUCAGUAGUAAAGACGGUGAAGCCGUGGCGAGAAGGUAACAAAAUCUGGGUGUCAUGGAGCCAAACUUUCAAUGUCAAUAUGACAAAGGAGUUAUUAAAGAAAAUAAAUUUCCACAAGAUCACCUUGAGGCUCUGGGACACCAAGGACAAGGUCUCCAAGAAAGUCAGGUACUACCGUUUGAAGACUGGUGGUUAUUCAGAGGACACAGGAUCUUUUGAGGAAGUAAGAAUGUUGGUUUUAAAUCAGAAAAAAAUGUCUGAAAUGGAUACUGAGAGAGUCAGCACUGUCAGAGAGAAGUAUGAUAAGGAAUAUCUGUCAGGAACAAAAGAAAAGGCAGAAAAACACUCACAGUCUCAACAAGGUUCCCACCAAACAGACCUUGAAAUUUCUUCUAAGAACAGUGAAGAGUAUGAAAAGUCACUCAAAAUGGAUGAUCUUUCUCCAUUUCGACGAAGUACUUCAAGAACAACAGCUUCUUUGGCAGGAACUGCCAUGUUGGAUAUUAAGGAAUUAAUUGAGAGAACAUCAUUAAGUAGCUUAACAAAUGUAUCAGAAAAACAUAAGUCUCAAAGAAAAGAUUCAGAGUGGAAGAAGAAAUACCCACAGAAAGGAAAGAAAUCUCGAACAGAAGAUGACAUAGAAGCUAAAUUGCCGGAGGCUUGGGAGCAGAGCACCUUCUCUCUCCAGCUGGCGGUGAUGCCGCUCCUUGCUGGAUGUUACACUGUCGUAAGUCGUGGCAGUGAGAAGUCUGCCAACAUUUUAGAUUGCUUUUUGAGUUUAAAAACAGAAGUUCCUAUCAUGACAGAGGAGCAAAAGCAGGACCUAAACCCCCUGACCAUAAAGAUCAAGUGUGCCUCCUGCCUUCCCUCACAGCCUGUGCCUGUGAAUGAUCUAGAGAGGCUGUGCGCACCCGUGUACUGCAGUUAUCAAUUCUACAAGACGCCAGUUCACAAGACAAAGGGGGAGCCACACGGGACCCAUGUAUACUUCCAGGACAUCAAUGUCAUCUUCCUUGGAGCCAUCCAUCCCAGUGACCUGAGGGAGUACCUGGAGGGCCCCCCGAUGGUGGUGGAAGUUCAUGACCGGGACCGGAAGUCAGAAGAGUAUUCUCACAAGCUCACCCGCUUUGGAGAGAGUACUCUGGAUCCAUACAUCAACCUCCAGACCCUCAUCUCUUCCAAAGAGACAGAGAACAAUCCCUUUAAGUCCCAGAACAAGACAUGGGACCCUUACGGGGUUGCCCAGGUCAGCUUUGCUGACCUGCUCCUUGGCCACAAGUACCUGAACCUGGUUGUCCCCAUCCACAAUUGUGAGCCCAAGGGCGCAAGCCACAGCUGGGCCCUCAGGAGCAGGAAGGCUGUGGGGUCCCAAGUUCCCACAGAUAUCCUCCAGCUCAGCCCGAUGCCCAUGGGCAACUACCUGGAGGCUGAUUCACUGCUCAAACUGCGAGUGGACGUGGCAGUGCCCUUGAACGUUGGGGUACAAGCCCCCAGUGCAGACCUCACAGCCACCCGGUUUGGUCGCAUUGUUUUUGUGUUUGACUCCAAGAAGGUGUUCCUUCUACAGAGCUUGCUGCAGGACAUCACUGCCAUCAAUGCCAAGGCCCUGGAGCUGGAUACAUACCCAGCCAAGAAUAUCCAGCAGAUCCUGUCUGCCUUCAAGAUGCGGGUGAAGAUCCAGGACCAACUGGAUAUGGAUCUGCUCACCGGCUUCCACCUGCUGGAUGGGAAGAUCCACCUCCUCAUCCUGGAAGGCUUGGCAGACCAAGGCUUGAAGCAACUGUGGGAGAAACAUCAGAGUAGUGGUGUGAUAAUUCUUCUUCUGUGACAAUCUGGAAGCAUCCACAUCUGAGUAAAUAAG
Messenger RNA from Dipodomys spectabilis (banner-tailed kangaroo rat), 2950 nucleotides. It is a transcript of the gene Cfap92, whose product is annotated as cilia and flagella associated protein 92 (putative). The record is from RefSeq and is a predicted model, not a curated record. The transcript has 11 exons. NCBI's taxonomy places the organism in Eukaryota, Metazoa, Chordata, Mammalia, Rodentia, Heteromyidae. The coding region runs from base 647 to 2917 and encodes 756 amino acids.